Molecule: messenger RNA, 512 nt
Organism: Rhipicephalus sanguineus (brown dog tick)
Lineage: Eukaryota; Metazoa; Arthropoda; Arachnida; Ixodida; Ixodidae
Product: cytochrome P450 2C18-like
Exons: 3
Coding region: 34-504 (156 amino acids)
Molecular function (GO): monooxygenase activity; heme binding; oxidoreductase activity, acting on paired donors, with incorporation or reduction of molecular oxygen
Source: RefSeq, a predicted model, not a curated record
GCUUUCCCUUCAACAAAAUUUCUCGUGGACGAAAUGUUUUACAUGGACUACUACAACCGUGGGGUACUAAUUAGCGUGGCCGCGCUGCUGCUUUCGUGGGUGCUCUUAUUUCGCCGAUGGUUCUGGAGAAGCCCCCCUCCGGGAACACGGCUGCCUCCGGCAGUCCCUGGGGCCUCGAUCACAGGACACCAAGAGAUGCACAAGUGUGACUUCUUCUGCACCACCGCCAUGAAGUGGGCGAAAGAUUAUGGACCCGUGUACAGAUUAAGGCAAAACCUCGCCAGUAUCGUCAUCCUCAACGAUUUCAAUAGCAUCAAGAAGUUCUACACCAGGAAGGAGUUCCUCAACCGUUCCCGGUUCUGGGUCAUGAAAUCAGAUCGGUACGAAGGGCUCGCGAACAUGAAUGGGACGAUCUGGAACCUCAACCGAAGAUUCUGCAUGCACACACUUCGCGAUUUCGGCAUGGGGAAGUCGUACGCAAUGGAGGACAUAGUGGUUCGUUGAUUGCACUG